GUGUGUCUGAUCACACGGACCGAAAACUGGAGCAAUGUCUAGAGUUUACAUUGGAAGACUGAGCUACCGAGCAAGAGAGAAAGAUGUUGAAAAGUUCUUCAAAGGCUAUGGGAAGAUUCUGGAGGUCGACUUGAAAAACGGGUAUGGGUUUGUUGAGUUUGACGAUCCUCGCGAUGCGGAUGAUGCCGUGUACGAUCUCAAUGGGAAAGACCUAUGUGGAGAGAGAGUGAUUGUGGAACACACUAAGGGACCACGCCGUGAUGGAAGCUACGGCUCUGGCAGAAGCGGCUGGUAUGGACGUGGAGGAAGGGACAGGUAUGGCCCUCCGACACGUACGGAUUAUCGCUUGAUUGUGGAGAACCUGUCGAGUCGCUGCAGCUGGCAGGACCUGAAGGAUUACAUGCGGCAGGCCGGUGAAGUGACGUAUGCAGACACUAAUAAAGGACGGAGAAAUGAGGGAGUGAUCGAGUUCAGGUUGUACUCGGACAUGAAGCGAGCGCUAGAGAAGCUUGACGGGACCGAGGUAAAUGGCAGAAAGAUCCGACUGAUCGAAGACAGGCCCAGUUCCCGACGCCGGCGCUCCUAUUCUCGUAGUCGCAGCCGCUCCAGGUCUCGUUCCAGGAGCAGGAGGUCCCACAAGAGCCGUAGCCGCAGCGAGAGCAGCAGUCGCUCCCGGUCCCGCUCCAGGCCGGCCGCCUCACGGUCCCGCAGUCGCUCAGUCAAUAAGAAGAACAAGAACAAAAGCCGACGAGACGGGGAGGAACGGAGCAACGGAGCCCAUAAGAGCAAGGAGCCCAGGGGAGGCCGAGACGAAGCCAGGAGCCGCAGCAGGAGCCGGAGCCCUAAGAGCAAGAGGAGCAAACGUGAUGGCAAGAGGAGCCGCAAAGAGGAGUCUCGUUCCAGAUCCCGCUCCAGGUCUCGCUCCAGGUCAGGGAACAACAAGGAUCGCUCAAGGAAGUCCGGGUCAAAGAGCCGCGAUGUAGCCAAGUCCAGUGAAGGCGGUGCCGCGGAGACCACGUCUCGUUCCCGCUCCCGCUCUCGAUCUCGCUCCCGCUCCCGUUCCCGCUCUUGUUCACGCUCUCGCUCCCGGUCGCCCGCCACUGCCAAUCCUAGAGGAAAAUCCAAGUCAAAGUCCAAAUCUCCAUCAGCGUCCCCCACCAAAGCCAGGUCCCGAUCUCCUUCAGCAUCACGCUCCGAAUCCCGCUCAAAGUCACGUUCCCGCUCCCGUUCUCAUUCCCGCUCCCGCUCACGAUCCCGAUCCUGAACUGGAAUAUCACCCCCUGUCUCCCAGCUUUUGUCCCCAAGCCUUAUGCAUUCCUAUGUCUGUCUGCCCCCCCCCCCCUCCUCUCUCUCUCUCUCUCUCU
Messenger RNA from Chanos chanos (milkfish), 1364 nucleotides. It is a transcript of the gene srsf4, whose product is annotated as serine and arginine rich splicing factor 4. The record is from RefSeq and is a predicted model, not a curated record. Gene Ontology annotation, molecular function: mRNA binding. The transcript has 6 exons. Gene Ontology annotation, cellular component: cytoplasm; nucleus. NCBI's taxonomy places the organism in Eukaryota, Metazoa, Chordata, Actinopteri, Gonorynchiformes, Chanidae. The coding region runs from base 35 to 1264 and encodes 409 amino acids.